UGCGGGAUGGACACUCCGGAUCCUCGAAAGCGGAGCAAGGUAGCACUGAACCCGAGGAAGGUACUGUCGACUCCCAUCUCAAAGCAACUCAUCUCCCCAUCAUUAUUACUCCAUACCCUCUUCGCUUUCACUUUCUGGUCAACGCGAGAAUGGAUCUUUAUGCAAGGGGUCGGAGCCUUCUGGGUUAUUAUGCGCCUUCUGGCGUGUAUUGGGUUGGGAGUCAUGGUUAGAGAAGCGUAUACGGGCGGGUUGGGUAAAUUGGCGUCGGCCAUUCGCUACGUGGAUCGGCCAGUUGUGGCAGUCACUUCCGUCACUACCUUCGUGCAACAAGCCAGUCUUGUGAUAGUGCUCUCCCAAUUACCACCUUCUCGAGCUUUGGUUUACACUCGAUUUGCUACGGUAUGGUCCAAGGCUCUCGUCAGUUCCACUUCGACUCUCCAGCGGAUGUCAAUCCUCGCCAGUCUCUCUUUAUCAUUCGCGUCCGACUCCGGGUUCUCUAUUGAGAACGUCCGUAACACCCUCCCUGGCUACAUGGCGCUAUUCUUCUACACACUCUCUGUCAAUGUCAUGGAAUACCUCCGACAAGACUCCGCCACGCGAUCCACUACACGGGCCUCUACAACCCUAGGAACAAUAGGGGCCUCCCUGCUCGGUCUAAUUCUCUACGCUACUCGCGAGAUCAUGACCUCGCCUCCGCCAUCUCCGGUGGUACCACUAUCCUCGCUCUUGAUCAUUCCCCUGCUUUCAUAUUGCUGCUACAGCAUGUCAUCAACCCAGGGAGAAUACGUCUCCUUGGAGAUCUCAUAUAACGCGACUUGGGUGCUUUCGACAUCGGUCGGAUUCUUCGUGUUUUCGCGGACUCCUUCGUGGACCGAUAUCGCAAUUGCUGCGACGCUGCUCGGCGGAAUAUACCGCUCCCAGCCGCAGUCCUCCCGGUACAAGGCGUUGUCCAUCACUCGCGAGGCUCGUUCGUACUUGAAGUCCAUAAUGGAGAACUCAGAAUCGAGAAAAAUAUUCUACUUCCUCCUGCUCAACCUGUGCUACAUGAUGGUACAGAUGCUUUACGGUAUCUGGACCAAUAGUCUCGGACUCAUCUCCGACGCUAUACAUAUGGGAUUUGACUGCCUGGCUAUCGCUGUAGGUCUGCUUGCGUCUGUGAUGGCGACUUGGCCUCCGAAUGAACGGUUUACAUAUGGGUACGCUCGAAUAGAGACACUUUCGGGAUUCGCGAACGGUAUUUUCUUGGUGUUGAUCUCGAUUUUCAUCAUCUUUGAAGCAAUCGAGCGUUUGCUGGAUCCGCCGGAGAUGAACACGAAUCAAUUGCUUCUGGUCAGCUCAUUGGGUCUCGGGGUCAACUUGUUCGGGAUGUUCGCUAUGGGAGGACAUCACCAUGGACACUCACAUGGGCAUUCUCACGGGCAUGAGCACGAGCACGAUCAUUUGCAUGGACAUGAGCACCAUGACGAGCACGCUCAUCAUCAUCAUGCCGAGGAAAGCCAGCAUGAACACAGUCAUGGCGACAUUCAUGUACAUGAACACGAACAUUCUUGCGAUCAUAGUCAUGACCAUGAAGGCCAUGACCACGAGCACGAGCACGCCCAUAGUCAUGAACACGGGCACGCCCAUAGCCACUACCAUGAAGAUGACCACCAUGGCCACGAUCAUGGCCCCUCUGCGCACGUACAUCGCCCAUCAAUCUCACUCAACGAGUCGCCUUCACCUUCGCGAGGAUCGAUCCCCAGACCAUUAGCAAUUUCGCCACAUAAUUUCGGCCCAGCAUCGCAUUCAUCGGAUGAAUUCAUGGAGGUACCCUCCUUACAUGAUAGCGUCAAGUCACCUAUCACGCCCAGCUAUCGAUUCGGCCACGACGAACAUUUUGCGACGCACGAACAUUCGCAGCAUAAGGCGAACUUGCACGACCACUCGCAUAUACACGACCAUCAUUCACAUGAAGGCCAUAGCCACAAUAUGCGCGGUGUCUUUUUGCACGUCAUGGCGGAUACUCUCGGUUCUCUUGGAGUUAUUAUUUCGACGUUGUUGAUACAGUUCUAUGGAUGGACCGGCUUCGACCCAAUCGCCUCUCUUUUCAUCGCCAUCCUGAUUGCAGCGAGCGUCAUCCCUCUGAUCAUCGAUACAGGAAAAGUUCUGGCCUUGGACGUUUCGGAACGUGACGCUAGCAUCGGGGAUGCCCUGUCCCAGCUGUCUUCUAUAGACGGCUUGAUGUCCUAUACGUCCCCCCAAUUCUGGCCGAAGGACUCUUCUAGUCUUAUCGGUUCGAUUCAUAUUCAACAGACAGCUUCGUCGUCGUCAAAAUACCCUGGUGCUUUGGAUCGCAUUACUGAAGGCGUGGACUCGCUGUUGCGGAAAAAGAUUCCUGGGUUGGAGGAGCUGACGAUCCAGGUCGAGGAGGCGGAUAUAAAGCUGUGAAUAAUUUGUAUAUUUUGACCG
This is a messenger RNA of Stereum hirsutum FP-91666 SS1, 2448 nucleotides long. Its product is annotated as cation efflux protein. Gene Ontology annotation, biological process: intracellular zinc ion homeostasis; transmembrane transport; zinc ion transport. Gene Ontology annotation, cellular component: Golgi apparatus; membrane. Gene Ontology annotation, molecular function: zinc ion transmembrane transporter activity. The transcript has 13 exons. Lineage: Eukaryota; Fungi; Basidiomycota; Agaricomycetes; Russulales; Stereaceae. Bases 160 to 2427 code for a protein of 755 amino acids. The record is from RefSeq and is a predicted model, not a curated record.